CCUAACAACUGCGACAGUGCUAAGUGAACGUAGUGCCACAUCAUACAAGGAUAGGCCCAGUGCAAUCAACAGGCAGCAUGGAUGACAGACAUCAUACAGCAGACUACAAACAACACUUCUCCCCGCUCCUGUAUCUCCAGAGCUUUUAUUCCGGCAUUGAAGGGAAUCCCAUGCAAGACUUUCUCACCACAAAGAUGCAGUUUUGGCACGAAGUGUUUGUUGAUGGUAAGAUAAAAGGACGAAGGCUACUGGACAUCGGUACUGGGCCGUCUGUCCAUUCCGUCAUCAGCGCUUCCCCUCACUGUGACGAAAUCUACCUCACUGACUUUACCCCAAAGAACAGAGCGGCUCUCAAACAGUGGCUACAGGGAGACCUACAACACAGUUUUGAGAGCUUUUUUCGAUUUGUCGUCAAUAGCGAAGGGAAAGGAGAGUCGUGGGAUGAACGAGAAAACCAACUGAGAGGAAAGGUAUCUGGCAUAUUACAUAUUGAUUUAAGACAAGCUGACCCUCUAGCUCCAAACAUUAUGCCUACAUUUGACGUUAUUACUUCAUCACUGUGUCUUGAGGCAGCAGCUGAAGACAUCACCGAGUACGAGAACAUGGCUGGGCGUGUUGCGGCAUUACUGAAAGAAGAUGGACAUGUGAUACUGUAUGGCAACAUUGGGGAAAAACUAUACACUGUGGGUGACCACUCCUUUCCUUUAAUACGGGUCAAGGAGGACCAGGUGAAAUCUGUAUGGGUGAAGUGUGGUUUCAGCAUAACUGAAUGGAAACAGAAGGUGUAUCCUGAGUUUCCUGACACAGCUGUGACUGGCCUUAAGGGAUCAUUUAUGUUGGUCGCGAAGAAACUGGGAAAACCGGAACAUACAUGAGACAACGUACUUAUCGAACCGCUUUCUCCGGUCUCUUGUAGUUCGUAAUGUCCAUUGUAUUUUCAUAGACUUAAUAACGUAUA
Molecule: messenger RNA, 958 nt
Organism: Haliotis rufescens (red abalone)
Lineage: Eukaryota; Metazoa; Mollusca; Gastropoda; Lepetellida; Haliotidae
Product: phenylethanolamine N-methyltransferase-like
Exons: 4
Coding region: 78-875 (265 amino acids)
Cellular component (GO): cytosol
Molecular function (GO): N-methyltransferase activity
Source: RefSeq, a predicted model, not a curated record